CGGCCAUCUUCGCCGCCUUCUUGAUCCACCAGAUCCGCCCUCCAGAUCCGCCAGAUUCCCCGGUCGAGACACACGCGCGCGCGCGCGCACCCAAGCGCGCGGGGACCCGGUGCGCCCCGCGCCCCGGUGCGCCCCGGCGCGCCCCGCCAGCUCGCGGCGAUGUCGUACAAGCCCAACUUGGCCGCCUCCAUGCCCGCAGCCGCGGCCAACGCGGGCGGCAGCACCCACCCCACACCCAGCAGCAUGGCUGCACCUGCCCAGUACCGCCAGAUGCUCAGCGACUAUGGGCCACCCUCCCUGGGCUACACACAGGGAUCAGGGAGCAGCCAGGUUCCACAGAGCAAGUACGCGGAGCUGCUGGCGAUCAUUGAGGAACUGGGCAAGGAGAUCCGGCCUACGUAUGCUGGCAGCAAGAGCGCCAUGGAGCGGCUCAAGCGUGGCAUCAUUCACGCCAGAGGUCUAGUCCGGGAGUGCCUGGCUGAGACGGAGCGCAACGCCCGGUCCUAGCGAAGACCUUGCCAGCCGAGAGGGUCUCCCUCCAGGACUGUCUCCUGCCGAGACGAAAUGAAAGUUCCCUUUUCACAAUGUUAACAGUUGGGCUUCUCUACCUGUGGCUCGAACCCACCUCUCUCUUAAGAAUUCAAGAAGGCCUCAUUGGCGGUCGCUUAGAAUUUGCCUUUCUGCAUAGCUAGGACCUCUUUGGGUUUUUUCCUUCUUUUCCUUUCUUCUAAGCAUUGGUUCAAAGGUGUAUGAACUCAGGGCCUCCGAGCUGCAGUCUGGCUUCUUCAGCGCUCGCAUGCCCCACCCUGGCCACUCUCUCUGCCCAUUCUUGGGCACAGCCAGCCCAGCCCCAUCCUGUGCACCCAUGGCUGGUCCCUUGGGCCUGUUUGCCCUGUGUAGAUCCUGCUUCGGGGAACUCCUUUGCUGCUGAAGCAUCUAUCUGCAUGGCGCUUGGUACUUCAGAAUCGGGCUCAGAAAUGCCCCCAUUAUAAACACAGAGGAGCAAUUCCUGCCCCCAGCCCAGCCAGCCCCAAAGCUUUCUUGCAAACACUAGAAGAGUUUCCGUUUCACCUCCCCUGAGUUGCCCCCCCAAUAUCUGGAAGAAAGCGACUAAAACAUUUGCAUCUUUGUAUGUAUUUAUUACUUGAUGUAAUAAAGCUUAUUUUCAUUAACAA
Suncus etruscus (white-toothed pygmy shrew) is the source of this 1175-nucleotide messenger RNA. RefSeq names its product cyclin dependent kinase 2 associated protein 1 (gene CDK2AP1). The coding region runs from base 160 to 507 and encodes 115 amino acids. Gene Ontology annotation, cellular component: cytoplasm; nucleus. NCBI's taxonomy places the organism in Eukaryota, Metazoa, Chordata, Mammalia, Eulipotyphla, Soricidae. The record is from RefSeq and is a predicted model, not a curated record. The transcript is spliced from 4 exons.